AUGCCUGCCCAGACUCCCGCUCCGCGUCAGGAUCCAGCAACGGCUCUGGUCGCACAGGCUCCUCCUACACAGACUCCCUCCCCGCAUCAGGAUCCAGCAACGGCUCUGAUCGCACAGGAUCCUCCUACCCAGACUGCCGCCCCAUCUCAAAGUGCAGCCACGGCCCAGGUCAUGCAGUCUCUUGCCCAGACUUCUGCCGCUCCUGAGCCCCAAUCUCAUGGGCAAUCAGAGCUAAAAGACUCCGACAUGGAUGGCAAGGAUGAUGAUGAUGAUGAUGAUGAUGAUGAUGAUCCUAACAGUCUGGGUCAUAAUGAGAGAUUAGCUCUCAUCAGGGCAAUCUUGAACGCCCCCGAGGGGGAGCAUUUUCAAAAAACAUUUGAACGUUCGCUUCCGUUCCCCAUCGACUUCAAAAUUCUGCAGGCCCUUAUCCAUCCCGACAAAUACCAAGAUAAGGAUGAAAAGGAUCAGGCAAAGGUAGCUUUCCAAAAGCUGUUAGCAUGGCGCGAAAAGUCCGGGAAAUUGAUGCCAGGUGAAGCCGACAGACAUACCAAUUUCUAUCACGGGAAUGAUACAAACCACCCGGAACAACACGUUGAAGGAGAGCUAUCUUCCGGCCAUAAACAUUUACAUCACCUAGCAACCCCACAUCUCAAGGUUCUCUACUUUGCUUUAGCAAAGAACCCAAGGCUGAAUCCCUACAAUGUGGGCGAGCUGGAUACAGAUACUGAUGCCGCUGUCAAACACCUUAAUAACAUAAACGCCGGAAUCAAUGCAGAAAACCAAAAGCAGAAUAAGGACUCCGAGCUCGGGACCAUCCGAUACGUUGACUUGUUUGGAUUGUGGAGGCCCAUGUUUCUGCAACCUGAACUGAAGGCUUCACAAAUCACGGCAGUACGUGACUGGUGCCGGAAGUUUGACUAUCCAACCGAAUGGGCGGCAUUUGACACCCAAACAUCCUCUGCCAAUUUGCAGCCUCAUCCUAGUGGAGAUACGUCAGGAAACAGCAUUCAACUUUGGAAUUCUGCGGGUGGCAAAACACGUACUAUCGCUAUUGCGCCUAGGAAGACGACGCGCUCUGUCAACCCAGGCUAUACAUCGAGCGGUGAGAAAAUCCGUAUGAUUCAAAAUCUUGGAUUAUACAGUGCCCGCUUCGUGGUGGAGGAUGCCCAGGGUAGAUUGUGUCUUAGGUCAAGCGCCGCCGCUGGGGGAAAACCAGCAUUAGACGGAGCCAAAAUGAGUGGGGUUCCUUGUACGAUUCAAAAAGAUGAAGAAAUCGCGAACCUCCGCAACAAAGUCAGAGCGGGUGGUCAAUAUGGCCUCGAUUGGGUGGCCGUCGGCGAAUGGGACUCCACAAAGAAAGCCCUUCCAUUCAUCGUUGUUGGUUUUUGGCACCAAGGAGUCAAUGGUCUGCUGCAAGAGGCCGGCCUUUCUCGGGCUGCUCUCAGAAAGAUUCUCGCCCCUCGCGAGGCGGAGAGACUAAUUGCCGAGAGCAUGAUUAGCGAUCCCGACCUUUCUUUGAAGGAGGCGCUUUAUGUCAUUUGCCCUGAUACCAAACCGACAGCACCCUUGGCGCUUCCUGGUGCGAACAAUAUAGGCUAUCCUUGGUUCCAACCCAUGACUCAGCAACUUCCUCCUGCUUUGAAUGGGACACAAGGGCUUCCGUUUCAACAGCCGGCGACUCUUCCCCAAUCCCAGUGGCCAUUACAUCCAUUCGCACUUCAGGCCCAGCAGGCAGUUCAGGCCCAGCAGGCAGUUCAGGCCCAGCAGGCAGUUCAGGCCCAGCAGGCAGUUCAGGCCCAGCAGGCAGUUCAGGCCCAGCAGGCAGUUCAGGCCCAGCAGGCACUUCAGGCCCAGCAGGCACUUCAGGCCCAGCAGGCACUUCAGGCCCAGCAGGCACUUCAGGCCCAGCAGGCACUUCAGGCCCAGCAGGUGCACUAUCCCCAUUUAGGCUUCCAGCCUACAUACCCUCAUCAUCCGGAGACUUUCGCAGCUCCUCCUCAGCCUUUGUUUAAUUUUGCGAAACAGGUUCCCGCUAUGGCAACUCAAAUGCCACAGCCGGAAGAGGAACUAUGA
This is a messenger RNA of Penicillium subrubescens, 2073 nucleotides long. RefSeq names its product putative glutamine rich protein. Bases 1 to 2073 code for a protein of 690 amino acids. Lineage: Eukaryota; Fungi; Ascomycota; Eurotiomycetes; Eurotiales; Aspergillaceae. The transcript has 2 exons. The record is from RefSeq and is a predicted model, not a curated record.